Molecule: messenger RNA, 1711 nt
Organism: Homalodisca vitripennis (glassy-winged sharpshooter)
Lineage: Eukaryota; Metazoa; Arthropoda; Insecta; Hemiptera; Cicadellidae
Product: probable methyltransferase-like protein 25
Exons: 5
Coding region: 31-1548 (505 amino acids)
Source: RefSeq, a predicted model, not a curated record
UAUUUUAAAAGCAUAUUCCAUUGAUUUGUAAUGUAUAAGGCUGAUUGUUCUAACAAUAUGACAAUGCAAAAGACAAGUUUUGAAAUUAAGAAUUUUAUAUGUAGUUUAAAGAAACUAUUGCCAUUAGCUAAUUCUCAUAUGGUGCAUUUUAUCACACAAAACUUGUUUGAACGCCUUAUACCAAAACACCUGCAAGAAGAAAUAAUGUCUUUAAGCAUUAAUGAGACUAAUGAUCUUGUGUUAGGUAGUUUUUCUAAAAUUAACCCUCAAAAUGAACGAGCACCACAACUAUGUGAUUUUCUUAUUCAAACUCACAAGCUAUCAUUAAGUGAAAGUGAUCUGUGUCUUUCUUUUGAAAGUUUAUGCACUUAUUUGGGAUCAAGAGGUUUUGGUGAAUGCAGUUCUUGUAUAAUUAAAAAUCUAAUGUCUGUAAAAAAAAGCCAUGAAGUAGAAAUGAUGAGUGGCAUUAUUGAUGCGUUAGCUAGGACUGAAAAAUGUACUCAUGUAGUUGAUAUUGGUGGUGGUAAAGGAUAUCUGAGUUCUGUCCUCGCUUUAAAACACCAUUUAAAAGUAUUAAGCAUUGAUUCUUCAUUUAUUACAUCCAAAAGUGCUAUAAAACAAAUUCCUAAAGUUGAGAAAUUGUGGACAAGUCUUCAUAAAAAAGCGUCUAAAAUUGAAAAUACCACUAAUGGUUCAAUUAACACCCAAAGUUCAAAUGAGGAGCCCCAGCAGAAGUCUGCAGACCUGUGUAAGGUAGCAACAAUGUAUAUAACAGAAGAAACAAACGUCGUGAAAUUAAUUGAGGACGAGUUCCAAGAAGAGGUUGGUGGUAUCGCCUUGGUCGGACUCCAUACUUGCGGUAACCUAGCGGCUUCAUCACUUAGGAUGUUCGCCAAUAAUCCUGUACACAUGAAGUGUCUGGUGAAUGUAGGAUGUUGCUACCACCUGAUUGUAGAAGAGUUUGAUACCAACCCUCCCUGGCUCGAGGUCCAAUCUGCAGCAAGUGGAAUAGGUUUUCCCAUGAGUACUUAUCUGAGAGAUGAGGGCUUUGUCUUGGGCCGCAACGCUAGAAUGUUGGCUGCUCAACCACCGGACAGGAUCUCACACGAGGGAACGUUACAGACAGAAGCUUUGUUUUACCGAGCUCUUCUUGAAGUAUAUCUAGAGAAGAAGUUGUGCCCUCCAAACGGUCUACCUCACUUUAGAGUUGGAAAGAUAGCAAAAAAAUGUUCGAGUUUUCAGGAAUAUGUCACUAAAAGUGUUCAACGAUUGGGACUCAACAUCCAAGUGGAUGAUGGUGAACUUCAGGAGCUGUACGAUAGCCACUCUGAGAAUAGGAAGCAGUUACAUGUUUUCUUCCUGUUGCGACUGUGUGUGGCUCCGGCUAUUGAAGCUGCCAUCAUGCUGGACAGGCUACUUUACCUGAGAGAGCAGGGUAUACAAGAUGCCUAUUUGACUCAGUUGUUUGAUCCGGUUGUCUCCCCUCGCUGUUAUGCCAUCGUCGCUUUUAACAAAAUAUCAAGUACUGCCAGUCAAACAGUACAGUGAUAAAUUUCACUUGAUUUUGUUGCUUACCACAAAUUUUGGAUUGUAAAUAACAGUUUUUCCUCAAGAUUGAACUUCUUAAGUUAAACUUUAAUGUGAGCAUUAAAAUGCAGGUUUGUUUAAAUAUUAAAAAGAAUUAAAAUAUAUAUUUUAUUUAUAUACAUGA